Messenger RNA from Tympanuchus pallidicinctus (lesser prairie-chicken), 3542 nucleotides. RefSeq names its product delta like canonical Notch ligand 4 (gene DLL4). The record is from RefSeq and is a predicted model, not a curated record. Gene Ontology annotation, biological process: cell communication; multicellular organism development; Notch signaling pathway. The coding region runs from base 223 to 2346 and encodes 707 amino acids. The transcript is spliced from 11 exons. Gene Ontology annotation, cellular component: membrane. Lineage: Eukaryota; Metazoa; Chordata; Aves; Galliformes; Phasianidae. Gene Ontology annotation, molecular function: calcium ion binding; Notch binding.
AAAGCAAGUUUCCCAUUUACCGAGCGCUGCCGGCACCCGCCGAAGGAGGAGCCGUCCCGACGAGGCGUCCCCGUUCCCAGCCCGCGGGCUCUGGAGUUUAUAAAGCGCAGGAUUAGCGCCCUGAGGGCACGGCCACACCUGGAUUUACCUUCCGGCCCGCGGGCAGCGCCGCUCUCCGCGCUCGGCGGACCUUUUGGGGAAUACAGAACGAGCGGCGCGAGGAUGAGAGCGCGGCGCGCCUGCGGCCUGACGCUGCUGUUAGUGCUUUUGCAGCAGAGCGCGUCCGGCUCCGGCGUCUUCCAGCUGAAGCUGCACGAGUUCGUCAACAGCCGCGGGGCGCUGGCCAGCGGAGAGCCCUGCGCCCCGCACUGCCGCACCUUCUUCCGUGUCUGCCUCAAGCACUUCCAGGCGGUGGUGUCGCCGGGCUCCUGCACCUUCGGCAGCAUCAUCACCCCGGUGCUGGGGGUCAACUCCUUUAGCAUCCGCGACACGGAGCGGUUCGACAGCCCCAUCAAGCUACCCUUUAACUUCACGUGGCCGGGGACCUUCUCGCUCAUCAUCCAGGCCUGGCACGCGCCCGCCAAUUACCUGCCGCAAGGCUCGCGGCCGCCGCCGGAGGAGUGGCUCAUCAGCCAGAUGGCCAUCCAGCGGUCGCUGGCGGUGGGUGAGGUCUGGUCUCAGGAUGUGCAGAGCAGCCUGCUGACCCAGCUGCGCUACUCCUACCGCGUGGUCUGCAGCGAGAACUACUACGGAGAGAGCUGCUCCCGCCUCUGCAAGCGCCGCGACGACCGCUUUGGGCACUAUGUCUGCGAGGUGGAUGGCAGCCUGACCUGCCUGCCUGGCUGGACCGGCGAGUACUGCACCAAGCCCAUCUGUCUGUCUGGAUGUGCCGAACAGAAUGGAUAUUGCACCAAGCCUGGAGAGUGCAUCUGUCGUUCUGGUUGGCAAGGCCGCUACUGCGAUGAAUGCAUUCCCCACAUAGGCUGCCGCCAUGGGACUUGUAAAACACAAUGGCAGUGCAUAUGUGACGAAGGAUGGGGUGGCCUCUUCUGUGAUCAAGAUCUGAACUACUGCACCCACCACAGACCAUGCAAAAAUGGAGCAACUUGCAUGAACACUGGCCAGGGCAGCUAUACGUGUUCAUGCAAACCUGGCUUUACUGGUGUUGACUGCGAACAUGAGAUCAGCGAGUGUGACAGCAAUCCCUGUAGGAAUGGCGGUAGUUGCACAGAUUUGGAGAAUGGUUAUCGCUGCGCCUGCCCCCCUGGCUACUAUGGAGCUCACUGUGAGCACAGUGCUUUGACGUGUAUCGAUUCUCCGUGCUUCAAUGGAGGCACAUGCUUGGAAAAAGAACAAGGAGCCAGCUACACUUGUGUUUGCCCUUUUGGUUUCACGGGGUCAAACUGUGAAAAAAAAGUAGACAGGUGCACAAGCAACCCAUGUGCAAAUGAUGGUAAUUGCUUUUACCUUGGUCAGAUUCGUGUGUGUCGUUGUCGGGCUGGCUUCUCUGGUCAGAAAUGUGAGAUUAACAUCAAUGACUGUGCCAGGAACCCGUGUUCCAAUGGGGGAACUUGUCAUGACCUGAUCAAUGACUACACGUGCACGUGCUUGCCAGGCUAUAGCGGCAGGAACUGUGACAUCAAGACCAGAGAUGAAUGUGCUUCUGGGCCAUGUGAGAACGGAGGCACAUGCUACAGUGGACUUUAUAGUGCCAACUUUGUCUGCUACUGUCCUUCUGGCUUCAUGGGCAGCCGUUGUGAACUACCAGUUUAUUCAGUGCCCAUCACACUUCCUCCUAAACCAGUCCCCUGGAUUGCUAUAUCUAUGGGAGUGGGGCUUGUGGCUUUGCUCAUACUGUUCUGCAUGAUAGCAAUGGUCAUCAGGCAGAUGAGGAUGCACCCACAGCAGGACUUGGAGACGAUGAAUAACCUGUCUGACUUCCAGAAGGACAAUCUCAUUCCAGCUUCCCAGCUCAAAAACACCAAUAAAAAUAAAGACCUUGAAGUGGACUGUGGGCUCGAGAAGUCAAACUACAAACCCAAGAAUCAUAAACUGGACUACAAUCUAGUAAAAGAUCUGACGAGUAGAGGGACACAGGAAGAUAAAUAUUACAAAAGUGAAAAGUGUUUAGGAGAGAAGUCUCCACUCCGACUACACAGUGAAAAGCCGGAAUGUAGAAUAUCAGCAAUAUGUUCUCCAAGGGAUUCAAUGUACCAGUCCGUCUUUGUGAUAACAGAAGAAAGGAAUGAGUGCAUCAUAGCCACAGAGGGAUCUCAGCAUACACCUCAUCUCUUCAAUGGCAUGCAGGAGUGCCCAAGAAAACAGAACAUAUGUGGGGAGAAAUAAAGAAAUGAACAGCUCUGAUUUUAUUAAACCAGAGAUUCUGUGUUUAGAUAAGUCGGUGGGAGAUGAAAGCACUGAAUGUCAGCCUGUAAAGAUUCAAUGUAUCACAGGAUUAUUUCCUCUUAAUCAGAAGGAAAAAAAAAAUAAAAAUAGUUCAUGGCCCCAUUGAUGUAAAGCUGUGCAUUUUCUUUUUUUCACCCCCAUUACUACAAUAGAUAAUCUGUGUUCAGUGACAACAAGCAAAGCUUUAGCUUUCCAGCAGAAGAUGAAAAGUAACUGAAUAUGUUAGUGGAUAGGCAGAACAGCUAUUUAGUAAGUCUGUAGUAAGACAUGGAAGGAAAUUUCAACUUCUUGGCAUUUAGCUACAUAUUCGUGGCUGUAACAGAAUUUAAUGCUGUUUAAGUUAUCCAGAUGUUGACAUUAUUUUGAAAAGGUAGAGAACAGUACAAAAGGAGGAAGUGAAGAUCCAGCUGGUUCCAAAAGGACUGUUGACACUUUAGAGAAAGGCCCAAAGAGAAGUUAAAAGCAAUUUAUCACAAACCAAUACCUUUCAGCGUAGUCACCAUUAGUGCUCGUUUCAGUUAGAGACUCCAAGAAGCUUGCUGUGCCAUAUAGCAACGACCUGUGAAGUCAGAUGAGCAGGAUUCUGUCUCCCUUGCCAGGGUGGAUAUCAGAUUUCUGCUUGAAGGCAAGCUGGAAUAUUAGUCAACCAACAAUAUUAGAAGUUUAAGACUAACAGAAAGGAUUUUCAAAGAUAUAAAUGAUAGUUAGAUGCUUCAUUCCUGGUAGUAGACCCAAAUACCAUAUCUUCCUUUUGAAGACCUUGCUGGCAAAAGCUGAUUUUUACAUUGGUUUCCCCCAGAAGUAUUUUUAAUAUCAGAAUGGCAGACCCUGAAACUUUUCUGCAAAGCACAUAAGCUAUCUAGCCAUACCAUAUGCUAUUUACAGAGACGUUAUGUUAAACACCCAGAUUUGUACGAUUUAUUCUAGGCUUUCCUUCCCUCACUUCAGGUAGGGAAGGCUACUUAUCAUACAGAUGAGUUGUUUGACUAUUCUCUCAGGAGGCAGGCAAAAGUAGUGAAUACUGAUAGCUAAACUGCAGUAAUGUCUGGCUUAUGUUACUUUGGUUUGACGUAACUAUAGUUUGUUAGUUCUGCUGUAUUCUGUGCUUCCUUCUCAUUCCUCAAAUUUUUCUAUCC